Molecule: messenger RNA, 1527 nt
Organism: Liolophura sinensis
Lineage: Eukaryota; Metazoa; Mollusca; Polyplacophora; Chitonida; Chitonidae
Exons: 2
Coding region: 259-1368 (369 amino acids)
Source: RefSeq, a predicted model, not a curated record
GACUAGAAAUACGAAACACAGUGAAAUGAGGUAAUAUGGGCUGGGCCGGGCCAGAUCUGUGUAUAAAUGCGAAAAUGCCGCUAGCUGUGAUUUGCCAUAGACAUUCACAUAUGGCCGUUUGCCAUGUUUAAAAUGAAAUGAGUUGAUGUGGCUGUUUCAAAUGAUCGAUAGUCGAAUAGCCGAGACAGAGUUUAAUCGGUGAAAAAUCUUUGUAUUUACUCAGAUAUACAAAGCUUUUGGACAAGUGUCAAUAGCUGUAUGGCGAGGGAUAUGGUUGUCUAUACUGCGCAUGUGCGAGAAGUUGCAGACGAGGUCACAAUGAGGCCUUUCAUUUUUAUACAGAAUAACUGGAGCUACAUGUUUGUCAUGACCAGAAUGAUGGCUGGUUUUAGUGAAUUAGGAAGUGGCCAGAGGAAAAGAUGGAUCCCAAGGCUUCAGAUAUUGACGGUCAAACGAUUGAUGUUCGUUUUCCUACUGGUAGAUGUGAUCUUUUUGAGAUUUUACAUCUCACAGGUUUCCUCAAGGCCACAUUUGUCCGUUACGACUCGCCGCUCGCUUGUAUUCCUGGAGCGCCCUCUACCGGUCAGUCAGGAAACAAAUGCCAAGAAGCCCUAUCUUGAUGUGGUGUGUGUAUUUCCCCUCAUGGACACGGUUGAGUGGUCCAAGGCCAGGUACUCCCACGUGAACGGCACCGAGCUGAUAAAUCGGGAGAAGGAGUAUAUUGUCAGUCUAAAAAGAAACCUAAACCACUCAUCCGUAUUGUCCGUCCAUUUGUUCAGCCACAAACCAGAACAGUUGUACGAGAAACUCACAGUACAGUAUGGCGUCGACAUGAAAAAGGUGGUCUUCUACAACUCCACGGAGAAUCCAACCUACCAAGAAAUGUUUGGUUACGUGUCUCGCUUUUUACAAGGACGUUUCAUUAUGAUUCUCAACGCGGACAACUAUAUGGGAGACGGUUUUGUGGACUUGGAUUUGGACUAUCUGAGAAAGAAUAAGGUGAUGUACUCCUUGACACGGAGAUUUCCUGUCCCGAUGCCAACCGGAUGUCGGGUAACUAACAAGGCGCACUGUGAACAGAACAGUGCCUAUCUUGGUUCUCAUGACUCGUUCCUGUUCUUUGUCGCCUCACAACUCCCGGGGAACUUCCUAGCUGAACUCAAUUAUCCAAGUCAUGUUUACGGAUCAGAAAACAUAGCCAUUUGGGCUUUCAAGCAUAUCCUUAAAUUUUCUGUGUUGAAUCCUUGCAAGAAGGUGCACAUUCAUCACCUCCACUGCACUGCCAUCAGCGCCAAAGGACGGAUAAGGCUAAAUGUUAGAGGGAGAUAUGGCACUGCAAAGAUUACCGACAAUAUUUAUGUCCCCUGAGCCAGUGUCACCAAAAGUAACAGUAAGCAGACUUUACUUGAAGGUGAUUGUUAUGAAGAUUAAUUAUUCCACAACCGUUUUACUGUGUCCACGGUAGUAUAUAGGCACUGUGACAUUAUGCACGUUUUGGAAUGAACACUUGGGCUAUAAGUGUUAUUA